Messenger RNA from Symbiodinium natans, 765 nucleotides. Lineage: Eukaryota; Dinophyceae; Suessiales; Symbiodiniaceae. The record is from the annotation of a GenBank genome assembly.
AUGGUCCACAGUCUAUCUGUCCUGAACAGAUUGAUCACGUGGAGCGACAAAGGGAUCGAAAUAGAAGCCAAUCCCCGCCACGUAAAUCUGGCGCUGGCACAUUUGAACUUGGGAGCUGCUACGUCAGUGUCAACUCCACUUGUGAAAAGCACCGGAGAUGAGGAUGACACUCCUUUGUCAGCAGAAUACACGGCGCUCUACAGAUCGAUAGCUAUGAGAAUAGGCUACUUGUCGAGUGACAGGCCAGACAUGUUACGAAAAGUGAGGGAGUUGGCCAAAGGGCUCAAGGAGCCAACGCAGUAUCACUGGAACCUGCUGAAACGGGCAGGGAGAUAUCGCAGACCACGCAGGAUGCGUGCGUACGAGAAAAUCAACAACUGGCACUGUGGCGCAGCUGGGCCAGCUGUCGUGAAAGCCACGGCCAAGGGUCAAGCCGUAAUCGCGCCCAGAGAAAAAGCCGAACACUAUGGCCUCAUAUCAACCUCGAGUGCUUGCCUGGGAAAGCAAGCAACGCUGGCUGAUUGGGGCACCCGUUGCCCUGUUGUGAUCAACAUGGAUGCCGCCGCUGGCAUAUCCAUUGGAAGCCGAAGGGUCUCGGACGUGUCAAGCAUAUCCAAACCUGCUUCCUCUGGGUUCAAGAGGUGGUUGCUUCGGGCCGGAUCAAUUGGCAAAAGUCCCUACGGGGAAUAUGUUUCUGACCUAAUGACGCAGCCGCUGGAUUCAAAUCUGAUCCAAAAAAUCCGGGAAGACCUUCGCUUCCUCUGA